Molecule: messenger RNA, 2135 nt
Organism: Branchiostoma belcheri (Belcher's lancelet)
Lineage: Eukaryota; Metazoa; Chordata; Leptocardii; Amphioxiformes; Branchiostomatidae
Product: serine/threonine-protein kinase RIO1-like
Exons: 1
Coding region: 32-1717 (561 amino acids)
Biological process (GO): maturation of SSU-rRNA
Cellular component (GO): cytosol; preribosome, small subunit precursor
Molecular function (GO): ATP binding; protein serine/threonine kinase activity
Source: RefSeq, a predicted model, not a curated record
UUGAUGCAAUCCCCGAUUACGUCAUCACAAGAUGGCCGCCACCAUGGAUAUAAGCACGCUGGAUCCUGUUCCUGGCCAGUUUGACGACGCUGACGAACCUUCUGCCGACAGUUGUCCACCUAAAACAAGCUCUGCGACAAUGGAAACGUUUCCAGGACAAAUGGGCGAGCUUUCCGUGACAGACGACGGUCAGCAAAACGAGGAAUGGGAGGAAAGCGAUGAGGAGUAUGCCGACUGGGAUUGGGAAGACCACUCCGGGGAUUUCACAAAAAGGUACAACGCCGCACAACACAACUCUGCACAGAUGAACCCCAACAAGCCCAACCCAGGGAAAGUUUCCUUUCAGCCAACAGACAAGGCCCUGACGAAAUUCGCCAGCAAGAUCACUGUUGAGAAAUACUCCGGUCCCAAACUGCGCGGAGCAGCAGCGAGUGCUCUACUGGAGGGGGUUAGGAAGUCAGACUCUGAUAGGUACAGGGUCAAAGACAGGCAAGACAGAGCGACAGUGGAGCAGGUGCUAGACCCUCGCACCAGAAUGAUCCUGUUCAAGAUGUUGAACAGAGGCAUCAUCCAGCAAAUCAACGGCUGUAUCAGUACUGGGAAGGAGGCAAAUGUUUACCACGCCACCAGCAAGGAUGGAAGUGACAAGGCCAUCAAGGUGUACAAAACGUCCAUUUUGGUCUUCAAGGACAGAGACAGGUACGUCACGGGCGAGUUCCGGUUCCGGCAUGGUUACUGCAAGCACAACCCUCGGAAGAUGGUGAAGACGUGGGCAGAGAAGGAGAUGAGGAAUCUUACGAGGAUGUACCAGGCAGACAUCCCCUGUCCGGAACCUAUCAUCCUCAGAAGCCAUGUGCUAGUCAUGGGGUUCAUAGGGAAGGAUGGGUGGCCCGCUCCACUACUGAAGGACGUUCAGCUGUCCGUGAGUAAGGCACGCGAGUUGUACCUCCAGGUUAUCCAGCUCAUGAGGACCAUGUUCCACGACUGUCGCUUGGUCCACGCCGAUCUCAGCGAGUUCAACAUGCUGUACCUCGACGGACAGGUGUUCAUCAUCGACGUGUCCCAGUCCGUUGAGCACGACCAUCCGCAUGCGCUCGAGUUCCUACGAAAGGACUGCACCAACAUCAACGACUACUUCGUGAAGAACGGUGUCGCUGUGAUGACAGUUAAAGAACUGUUCAACUUCGUGACAGACAUCAACAUUAACAGGGACAACAUAGACGAGUAUGUUGACAAGGCCAUGGAGGUAGCCUCCAGACGGACUAUUCAAGAAGUCAAGGAACAAGACAAGGUUGACGAGGAGGUCUUCAAGAAAGUGUUCAUCCCGCGAACCUUGGAGGAGGUAGCAGACUUCGAGAGGGACAUCAACGCAAAGCAGGGAGGAGAUGAGUUAGAAAUCCACUACCAAGCGCUGACUGGAUUGAAGGAUGACCUGACGGGACCCUUAACAAAACCUUCCCUCCUGGAGGAAGAAGAAGACCAGAAUGAGGAGGACGGAGAGGACUCAGAAAACGGUAGCGGGUCAGAGUCGGAGGGUGAGAAGGAUAAACCAGAGAACACACAGUACACCAGACAGAGGGGAGAGUCUCCAGACAGCAGGAGGGCACGGAAGAAGCUGGUGAAGGAGGAAAAUCGAGAAAAGAGGAAGCAAAAGAUGCCCAAACACAUCAAGAAACGCAAAGAGAAAAUUGCUAAGCAGAAGCACGGAAGGAACUGAAUGUGAUACUUUGUGUAAUUUUAGAUAUAUUUAGCAUGUUGAAACUGAGCUAGGUUAUGGUUUUAUCUACAUACCUGUCUGUUUAAUAGUCUGUUUCAUGUAGGUGUCCAUUGAAGAAAUUCUACAAUCCAUUCUCUUACUGAAUUCAUGAAGUUCACAUGGAGGAAGUAUAUGAUACCUACAAUGUUAAAUUAACAAUUAUGUUUAUAACAAGUUCAAUCACACAUUGAUCUUCAGUUUUUGUAAGAAGGAAACCAGGAGAGGCAAAGGUCAUAUGUAUUACAAUAUACAUAUCUACUACAAAAUUUAAGCUAUUGAAGUGUACAUUGGAAAACAAAAUGGUUAAAACAAUUAAUCUUGAUUAUGAAUACACUUGCAUACUUGGAAAAUAAAGUAUCCUUCCUCAAUAAUGCAGUCU